UCCAGCAGGUGUCAGUGUGGAAUCGCAGAGCAGCAGCGGGUUUGUUUCCCUUAGCCGUUAGCAUAUGAGGCUCCUGUAAAAGAUGCCCGUGUCUGUCAUGAUGGCUGAACUUGAUGAAAAGCUGCUGUUGCAGUUUGAAACUCAAGAGUUGGAGGCUCCUGGUGGUAUUGCUACGCCUCAAGUGUAUUCCCAGUUACUAGUUCUGUAUCUCCUGCACAAUGACCUGAAUAAUGCCAGAUACCUUUGGAAACGGAUACCACAUGCAAUCAAAACAGCAAACCCAGAGCUGGCCGCUAUAUGGGCUGUUGGACAGCGUAUCUGGCAGCGAGACUUUCCAGGGAUCUACGCUACUAUUGCUGCUUACCAGUGGUCUGAAAGCAUUCUCCCUGUGAUGGAAGCUUUAAGAGAGUCCACCCGUAGGAGGGCAUAUGGGCUAGUAGCACAAGCUUACACCUCUAUCAGUGCAGAGGACUUUGCUGCCUGUGUGGGAUACUCUGUAGAAGAGGCGGUCAAAGGUGUAGUUAGUCAUGGGUGGCAGGCAGAUCCAAACACCAGGAUGAUCAUGCCACAGAAACCAGAUCCGCCCCCGGUCUCUCUAGUUCCAAACGAACAACAGCUGGCCAGACUUACCGACUACGUGGCUUUUCUUGAGAACUGAUAAGCACUCCACCCUCUUCCUCACCACCUCUCAGAUACUCCGUUUUAUGAAAGAAAACUCCUGCUUCAGUGAUGGAGCCGCCAUAUUUCUUUUUUUCUGUUUUGCUUCUUGAACUUGUCAACCACAGUGAUGUAGGACAGUUUCCAAAUUGUUUUACUUGUACAACUUCCGCAUGUACUUUGGAGUAUGACAUUGCUGUCAAUAUUGUAAAUUAUAGUUUUUUCAGCAUAAAUACUUCACUGUAUGCACAUAUUGUUCAGGCUGUUUGGGCUGUUUUGCUGUUACAGGUCAAAAUUUGAUCCUUAAGUAAUUUCAUACCAACAAAGAUGAUGGUUCAUGAUGGUUAAGACUUCCAUUUACAACUGUUGUACAAAAUCGCUCAUCAGAAUCAAUCUCCACAUUUUUCCGGAUGUGUAAUUACAUUUUUGUUAUAUACAUUUUGGCACAUCAGUUAAUCAGAAUGGCUUCUUGCAAUAUUUUACACUGGUCUCAUUAUUGAGACCAUGCAUUCAAUUAUGUACUAUGUAAACAAAAUUAUCUUAUGUUGAUGCAGUGAAAAAAAUGUCUUUUUAACCACUAAAAUGUUUCAAACAACCUUGUUAUCACUAGCAAAGGUAUUGUUUAGCAGUGCAAACACACAACU
Sinocyclocheilus anshuiensis is the source of this 1301-nucleotide messenger RNA. It is a transcript of the gene cops8, whose product is annotated as COP9 signalosome subunit 8. The record is from RefSeq and is a predicted model, not a curated record. Gene Ontology annotation, cellular component: COP9 signalosome. The transcript is spliced from 7 exons. Gene Ontology annotation, biological process: protein deneddylation; COP9 signalosome assembly. Bases 83 to 658 code for a protein of 191 amino acids. Lineage: Eukaryota; Metazoa; Chordata; Actinopteri; Cypriniformes; Cyprinidae.